AUAUUGAACUUUGAAACCUAUUCAUGAAGUAUAGGUCAUCCGAAGUAUUUUCAUGGUCUUUUAUGUUCUUUUGAUUUCCAUCACAUCCCAUCACCCACUGAUUCCUUUGCAGAAUUCCAAGUUUCCGCAUUGGCCUCAUUUUAUCCAUUGUCCAUUGAGGUUUGGGUGGGUUUGUGUUCCUGUCAAGCAAGUGCAUAAACUGAUCAGCUGAUCGUUAGAAAUGUCCGAGAAAAAGGAUGAGAAAAAGACUGAUCAAUCGGAAGACCCAGAAUUAGAUGAUCUCCUUGAUAAUGCCUUGGAGGAUUUCGACAAAAAACCAAAAUUAGAAGCCGAGAAAGAUGAAUCUUCGACAGCGGCUUGUUCUUCGCAAACAAGAACGUCUCAGGAACCAAUCUCUGUUGAUGAAGCUUGGUCGCAGGAUUUCAUCAAACAUGCAGCUGACCAGUUUGAAAAAAAUCUACAAAACUUAAUGCAAAACGGUGGAGAUACAGAACUUGGAGCUUCUUUUCAAAAAAUGGCCCAAACUGUUGCUAGUACCAUAACCGAAGGUGACCACCCUGAAGCUGUAUCUGCAGAUUUUCAGUCUGCGAUCUCCCAGGCACUCAAAGAUUUAUCGGCGACACAAGAAAAUAUACAACCCCCCGGAGGGGAUUUUGUUGAGGCAGAUUUGGCAGCAAUGCUCGAGCAGACAUCCAUGGAUGAAGGAGCAGGAGAGUUUUUACCAUUCAUGCAAGGCAUGAUGCAAUCUCUAUUGUCUAAGGAAGUUCUUUACCCCUCGUUAAAAGACUUAGUCGAGAAAUAUCCAAAAUGGCUGGAAGAAAAGAAAGAAACUUUACCACCAGCGGACCUCGAAAGGUACACGAAGCAACUGGAACUCAUGCAAAAGGUUUGUACAGAACUUGAAACUGAGAAAGAGGACGACGGAGAUGACGUGAAGAAACACAGAUUCGAAAAAACCUUAAUGUUGAUGCAAGAGAUGCAAACAUGUGGCCAUCCUCCCGACGAACUCAUUGGAGAUCAACAAACGCUUUUUCAAAGCGACCCAUCGGGAAAUCCAAUGGUUCCACCUUUACCACUCGUUGCCGAUCCUCAAAACUGUUGCGUCAUGUGAAACAAUAAAAAGUGCGUAGUUUUAUCUCAACUGUUUGAGAAAUAUCGAAUGUUCUUGAUUCAAGGAAGUAGAGUCUAAUCAUCCUUGAAAUCACUCCACAGAUUACUUCCGAACGAAUCAACUGUUCGAUGUCUAAUUGUACAAUUAUUCCACUAUAAAAUCGCGUCAUACUUUUUGUAAUAAAAGAACGCACUUUGGGCUCUAAUAUUCACAAGUGGGGAGAGAUCAUUUGUAAUAAAGAACUUGUACAGACAGUACCGUCAGUGUACACCAAAAUUUA
Belonocnema kinseyi is the source of this 1391-nucleotide messenger RNA. It is a transcript of the gene Pex19, whose product is annotated as peroxisomal biogenesis factor 19. The record is from RefSeq and is a predicted model, not a curated record. The transcript is spliced from 5 exons. Gene Ontology annotation, cellular component: peroxisomal membrane; peroxisome. Lineage: Eukaryota; Metazoa; Arthropoda; Insecta; Hymenoptera; Cynipidae. Gene Ontology annotation, biological process: protein import into peroxisome membrane. The coding region runs from base 221 to 1111 and encodes 296 amino acids.